Microplitis mediator is the source of this 2948-nucleotide messenger RNA. RefSeq lists its product as uncharacterized. The coding region runs from base 264 to 2687 and encodes 807 amino acids. The transcript is spliced from 2 exons. Lineage: Eukaryota; Metazoa; Arthropoda; Insecta; Hymenoptera; Braconidae. Gene Ontology annotation, molecular function: nucleic acid binding; zinc ion binding. The record is from RefSeq and is a predicted model, not a curated record.
GGAAAUAAAAACACGAGGUAAUUGUUGUAAACACUGAUAGAUUAUGUAUAGAUGAUAAAGUAAGGGACUUCUCAUAUCUGUGGCGUAUAUUAUAUUAAACAAAAUUGCUACAAUAAAUUUUUCUAUUUUCUAUUCUAUGGUUCAAAUUUAUUUCUCAAGAGUAUUUAAUAAUAAUACAAUCAAAAUUUUAAGUUAAUAAUUAUUUUUGACUAAAAAAAUUAAAUAAUCACAAUCUAUUGUCAACAAAAAAUUAAAUAACAACGAUGGCGAGCAAUCAGAAAAAUCCAAAAAAUAUAACGUCGAAAUCCAAAGCUGAUAAUGAAAAAUUAUUAACAUGUUAUAUAUGCCACGAGUCGGAGAAUAAAAAUUUCAGGAAAACUCACUGUACAAAUAAAGAACAUUCUAUGAGAGAACAAUUUUUCAAGAAGAAUUUUGUCAAUAUCUCAGGCGGUCGUGUUCAUUGCAAAUUAUGUAAGAUAAAUAUUUCAAAUUAUUUAUUUAUAAAACAUGCAAGAAAUCACAAACUGAUGCCAUGGUACAAACCAGAAGAUGAACAUGAAUUAUUAUUUGAAAAUUUCAUAUCACCGGUAAAAAGUAACGAUCAGUUUAAAUACUACUGUCAUCUGUGUGAUCUCGUAACUAAUCAUUGGUUUGAAUUAUUAACACACAUCGAUGAGAUAUUUCAUCAAGAAUUGCUGAGUAAUUUUAAAAAAAACAUUUUUGUGAAAGAAAUAUCACCAACACUGCGAAAAGAAUUAACUGUAAAUGGAAUUUUUGCUUUUCAUUCAAAGCUACUGCAGUGUUGGUUGUGCCAGUGUAUUAUUGGAGGGUACAGGGAUUCAAAAGCGCACAUUGCUAAUGAAACUCAUCAAAGUAAUUUCGUAAAACUACAUGAAAUAAUAUUAGGAAAAACAAAAUUAGUCCCAAUCGUUACAGUGACAAAUAAUGAUUCUACAUCAGAACCAUUUCCUAAAUAUUUUGAUAAUUUUAUUGCAAAACGUGCAGAUGAUAAUUAUUAUUGUAAUUUAUGUGAAAAUGAAUAUUUAUCAUUGACUCUGAUACUGGAACAUAUAGACGAUCCUGUACAUAUAAAUCUUUGGAUACAUGAAAGACGUAGCCGUGGAAUUGUUGCCGAUACUUCAUUUUCGUUUGAUUUUUGUCAAGUACUUGUGGAAAAUAACAUUUUUAAAUUUGAUUUUUCACAUUUAAAGUGCUACUCAUGUAAAAAUAUUAUUUUUCUGGAUGAUAGUGUUGAUGAUCAUAUUAAACGUCACAAAAAUAAUAUCCGUUGUGGUUCUCUUGCUGUAGCAAGUGAUCCGAUUAACUUAAAUGGGGACAAUAAUGAUGAUAAAAAUCAUUUAUUUGUACUGUCCGAAUCAAAAAACGAUUUUUUUACAUAUUUUGAAAACUUUAUCGAGAAACGUGAUAAAGUUUAUGUAUGUCAUGUAUGUAAUAUUAAUUUACCGUCAUUAUUUACCGUAAUAAAUCAUACAAUAAAUCGGGAUCAUCAAAAUUUGGUGAGAAAUAUAAAAAAAUGUAAAAAUUUCCAAAUGCCUAUAAGGAAAAUUAAUAAAAUUAUUAUUUUCGUCACUAAUGGGAUUUUCCAAUUUAGUGAUACAAAGUUGAAAUGUCACACAUGCCAGGUCAUUUUUGGAUCAUCGAAAGCUGCGAAAGAACACGUUCUUGAUCCACAACAUCAAAUUGAAAGACAGAAGCUCACUGGCUGCCAAUUAUCAGCAGAACAAGAGUAUGAAAAAACAGUUUCUGUUACGAAACAUUAUAAAGAUAUUCCUUCGAAGCUUGGUACUUUAAAUUCAUCAACAAAACAAGAUAAUGAAGAUAAUGAAGAGGCGACUACUGAUGAAAUAUUUUAUAGAGUUCCUUUGAUGCAGGAUAAUCAUGAGUUGCUACCAGAACAAAUAAAUAAAAAAACUACAGCUAAGAUUCAAAAAUAUCCAGAGUACAUUUGCUCAAUGUACAUAGACGAUGAUGAAAAAAUCUUAACAUGUUUUAUUUGUUCCAUAACACAAUUAUGGAAGAAACAUAUAACGGAUCAAGAGCAUUUAUGUAGACAAAAAUUUUUCUUUCAUAAUUUUUCCGACUCUCCGGGAGAUAAAGUUGUAUGCAAAGUAUGUAAGAAUGAUGUUCCUAAAAGUUCAGUUAUAGAUCAUGCUGCUGACGAGCAUCAGUUGAUGCCAUGGUAUAGACCCGCUGAUGAGUUUGUUACUUGUUUCAAAAAUUAUAUUUUUCCAAUGGGUUAUAAGUAUUAUUGUCAUUUAUGCGAUAAAGUAUUUUACCGGUGGUAUCUUGGAUUGGAACAUAUAAAGUCUAUAAAACACUGUGAAAAUGUUAAAGAACGGAUUAAAGAUCAAGAUAUUGAUAAUGAAGCUUUGUCACCUGACUUUUGCGAAAAAUUAUCCACCAAUAAUAUUUUUCCAUUAAGUUUCGAGCAAUUGCGAUGCUGGGCUUGUGAUUUUGUUAUUGAUGGCUAUGAGAAUGCCGAUAAGCAUAUUACCAGUCGAGGGCAUGUGAACUUUUUACGACAAAAAAAAACUCAAUUGCUAGGAUGGAAGUACAAAAAUUCAGAAAAUGAUUUUGAAAAAAAAUUACCUCCUGGUAAUGCAUCUGUUCGUCAUAAUAAAUCUGAUAUCCGUUCAAAUACUCGAUGUAUUGGAGGGCAGCUUUAAAAAUUUUUUUUUCUCAAUCCAAGUCAAGAAUAUUAUUGAAUUCAAAGAUUCAAAGUCGUGAUAUUAAUGAUUAACAUAAGUGUAUUUUUUUUUUGUAUUCAUUCAUCUAGUAUUUUUCUAUUGUUAUUUCUUAGUAUGAAAGUUAUUCUCACUUUGAUAAAAUGAGCAUAUAUUUUUUACACUUUUAUACUUUAAGUAUUUUUGAUGUUUGUAAAAGAUUUAGAAAAUAAAAAUUAAACCUUCAGAGUUCAAAAAAAUUUA